Cricetulus griseus (Chinese hamster) is the source of this 1302-nucleotide messenger RNA. The record is from RefSeq and is a predicted model, not a curated record. NCBI's taxonomy places the organism in Eukaryota, Metazoa, Chordata, Mammalia, Rodentia, Cricetidae.
UUUCUGUCCCACAGCACAACCACUAAGAAAUCCUUGGAGAGCAAGCUACAGCAGCUAAAAUGCCAUUUCACCUGGAACUUGAUGGCAGGAGACGAGUCAUUGGAUGAGUUUGAGGACAAGGUGUUUAACAAGGAUGAGUUUCAGAACAGUGAGUGUAAAGCCACAAUGUGCAACAUAUUGGCGUUUGUAAAGCACCGCAGAGGCCAAAACGUGUCAGCGCUGAAAGAGUUAGAGAAAGCUGAACAGUUCAUCCAGCAACAGCAUCCUGACCACGUAGAAAUCAGAAGUAUAGUCACCUGGGGAAACUAUGCUUGGGUUUACUAUCACAUGGGCCAACUCGAAAAAGCUCAGGCUUAUCUUGACAAGGUGAGACAGGUCUGUGAGAAGUUUUCCAGUCCCUACAGGAUUGAGAGUCCUGAGCUGGACUGUGAGGAAGGGUGGGCCCGACUGAAGUGUACCCGAAACCAAAAUGAGAGAGUGAAGGUAUGUUUUGAAAAGGCUCUGGAAAAGGACCCGAAGAACCCAGAAUUCACCAGCGGCUGGGCCAUCUCAAACUACCGUCUAGACUUCUGGCCAGCACAGCAGAAUGCCGUCGACUCUCUGAAGCAAGCCAUUAGAAUGUCUCCCAACAGCCCUUAUGUUAAAGUACUCUUGGCCCUGAAACUUGAGAUGAAUCAGGAAAACCAGGGAAAGGAACUGGUUGAAGAAGCCUUGAGGGAAGCCCCAGGUGAGACAGAUGUACUCCGCAGUGCAGCCAGGUUUUAUUAUAAGACACAUGAUAAAGACAGAGCUAUACAGUUGCUUAGCCAGGCUUUAGAACUCCUACCCAACAAUGCCUAUGUGUAUUACUAUAUUGGGUGUUUCUAUAGGUCAAAAGUCCUUCAAAUAGAUUCCAGAAGAGAAACUUCACAGAAUGAGAAUAGAGAGCAGUUACUGAAACAAGCAAUUUAUUACUUAAAGAAAGCAGAAGAGACCAAGGAGAUGAUCAAAGAUUCCUGUAGCUACCUUGCUCAUCUUUAUGUCCUGGCAGAGCAGUACAAAGAAGCCGAUUAUUACUUCCAGAAAGGAUUCAAGAAGGAACUCACUCCUGGCCUUAAACAGUUGCUCCACCUACGGUAUGGCAAUUUUCAGUUUUUUCAAAUGAAGUGUGAAGACAAGGCCAUCCACCAGUAUCUUGAGGGUGUGAAAAUAAGGCAGAAGACGAAGCCUAAAGAAAAGAUGACAAACAAACUUAGAUUGAUUGCUGAAAGGAGACGUUCUCAAAAUGGAUUUGACUCCAAGGCCUUGCACAUCUUGGCGUUU